Osmerus eperlanus (European smelt) is the source of this 897-nucleotide messenger RNA. RefSeq names its product cytochrome c oxidase assembly factor 6 homolog. Lineage: Eukaryota; Metazoa; Chordata; Actinopteri; Osmeriformes; Osmeridae. Bases 261 to 494 code for a protein of 77 amino acids. The record is from RefSeq and is a predicted model, not a curated record. Gene Ontology annotation, biological process: mitochondrial ATP synthesis coupled electron transport; respiratory chain complex IV assembly. The transcript is spliced from 2 exons. Gene Ontology annotation, cellular component: mitochondrion; respiratory chain complex IV.
AGUUGUGCGUCCUUGAAUGAUCCCACAAUCAGGUUACAGAAUUCAUAUUUGUAAUUGCUGACUUUCAGCAGACUUCGCUGAACGUUUACUUCGGAUUUCACGAUAAACAUUUUCAGCGAUAUGUCAUGAUUAAAAUCUCAAUGCUGAAGUCUUCAAUCUAAAAGAUUGUGUGACAUUUUUUGGCAACUGUUACACAACAACAGAACAGCUCACCUGCCCGGGAGUAAACCUGUUCUCGGUCAGGCUCCGGUAAACCUGACAUGGCAGCCCCGAACUCUAGCGAGAGACGCGCAUGUUGGGGAGCGAGGGACGAACUGUGGAAGUGUCUGGAUGAUAAUAACGACCAAGCCACUUCGUGCGAGAAGUUUCAGAAAGAGUUCGAGGCCAACUGUCCAACUCAGUGGGUGAAGUACUUCAUCAAAAGAAGGGACUUCUUGAAGUUCAAAGAGAACAUGGAGGACUUCAAGCCUGCGGAAGAAUCGACCCAAUCGUAACGAAUAAUCCCCCGCGCACAAUCAACCGCUCGCUUGGGCUCAGUUACUUGUCCAACAGUGAGCUCGGGAGAGCUGGGAGGGUCGAACCCAGAGACUGCAGCAGCUACGAAGCUGGUCGGGAGUGCUGCCUUUGUGUUGGUGAUGUCUGAUAGACUUCUGAGAAAAGUGACCCUUAAGUCAACAUCACCUCAGUAGUUGUGUCUGUUGGCCAUGCUCUCUGUCAAGGAUUGACUUGCAUUUGAAUAUCAUAUUUAUUAUAGAUUGAUUGGACCGCUUGCAGUUUUCUGUGUUGAAGAUUAUGACGAAAGCUACACCUCCAUUUAUUUUGCCACGGAAAUGCGUAAAUAAUUUAUCUUGUUAGGCUACUGGUUGUGAUUGCAGAAAUAAAGAAAAGUAAUCCACA